Molecule: messenger RNA, 2148 nt
Organism: Magnusiomyces paraingens
Lineage: Eukaryota; Fungi; Ascomycota; Dipodascomycetes; Dipodascales; Dipodascaceae
Exons: 4
Coding region: 1-2148 (715 amino acids)
Source: RefSeq, a predicted model, not a curated record
AUGGAUCCCGCAAUCAUUUCUGCGCAGCCUUUGAUAGGGGCAGGCGCUCAGCCACCACUACAACAACCAUUAUCACAAUCAGCACCGGAAACAACGCCAUACUCAAGCUCUUCAUCUUCCAGUACCCAGCAGGAUAUAACACUGUUUAACGCGGAUGACAAGGACUACGAGUUGCCGGUAAACUCACUUAACCCAACAAGGAAAAACUUUGUGUAUACGAUUGAGGAGCUGCAGUUCUUGCGAAACUCUCCUCUAGUAGCUGUUCCAGCAUCUUUGCGUCUGCCCGACAUUACAGCUACGUCGUCAUACUCGCGUAUAGACGGGGCAUUUAAUCAACAAAUUCGAUCAAGCGACUUUUUCAAGUAUAAACCAGAUGCUCCCAAGCCACGGUCAAAUAGCGAUCAUGGAUCAGCGGCAUCUGCACCAGCUGCAUUGUCAUCUUCGUCAUCGCAGCUGUAUGUUCGACCAAAUCGACGAAACCACGACGCGAAUGGCACCAACAGCACUGUUCCUGGAGCGCCACCAGGCAUUUUGCCUGGCGGAUCAACUUUGGCAUCAUCGGCGAAUGGACGAAGCAAAACGCGAAACUCGAGCGGCGAAGGUGAACGAAGAGAUUUUCUUGACAAGUUUGAGCUCCUUGGUCGGGAGCGACGAGGUGAGUCGACGUCAUCGUACAAGUUACAGGAAGAGACUUUGGAGGCCGACUGGGAGAUACCAACUGAUUUUGCUGGAGGGGAGAUACCGCAGUCCAAUAGUGCUAUUCAAGAGUUUGAAGAAUGGAAGCAGAAGAUGCGCAAGAAUCAAUCUGGGUCUUCUACAGGUGGUGCUAGCGGUGUUAGCAAUAUUACGACUACAAAUACAACAUCAGUUUCUGCUCCUGCAAUUGGUGAGGAGUCUCGCAGUAGGAUGUUUGAUAGCGACCGGAUGCGACAACCUGCGAUGGAGAAGCCGACACGGGCGGUUGAUUUUAUGUUUAGGUACGAAGAGGCGAUGCACUCUCCUAGCGGUGGAGGUGGUAGCGCGUCUCUGGCAGGGUUUGGGCGGUCGUCCAAGUUUUCUAGUUUUUUCCGUGCAGAAGAGCACAGUACAAGCUUUGAAAUGCAAUCUCCAACAACUCCACGGUUCGCCAAUAUGAAUACUGUGGAGGAUAAUAGUGAUGCAGAAGGGUUGAAGCGAAUCAUGGCAAUGCUUGGGGAUGCUAGCGGAGAGGUUCAGCAGCAGCAGCAGCAGCAGCAGCAGCAGCAACAGCAACAGCAGCAACAGCCGCAACAGCCGCAGCAACAGCCACAGCAACAACAGCAGCAGCCUCAACAGAACGCGCCGGCAAAGGAAGAGUCUUCUAAUGAUGACAUGUUUUUCAUGAGUCUUUUAAACAAGUCUACAGGUCCAAAUGCACCACCUGGACUUGAGAAGGAAGUUAUUGGAGUGCCUGCGACUCCAAGUAUGGGGAACGUGCCAGUUAGCGGAAGUGGCAAUAGUAGUCACACUUCGCCAGUUGCUAGCCAAAGUCCAGUAUCAGAAAAGGCACGGAAACAAUCGACACCAGCAAUUGUACCUGUGGGGAUGUUGUCACCUGUUCAGGGGCACGGUGUUCUUGGGUUUAAUGGAGGGGUUGUACCGCUGCCACCGCCACCACCUGGAGCCAUUCCGCCAGAGUUUUUCCAGGGUAAUAACGGGCAGUUUAAGUUACCGACUGGAAUGCAUAUGCCACCUACAGGGGCGAUACCGUUUUCGUUACCACCGAAUAUGAUUGGGAUGCCACCACCUAAUAUGAUGGGGAUACCACCUGGAGGUCCACCACCACCUGGGAUGCAGGGGAUGCCACCAAUGCCUCCUAUGAUGAUGGGAAUGCCACCACCACCGCCUGGUAUGAUGGGACCUGGAGGGGCCAUGUCUGGGUUCCCGCCUGGCGCAAUGCCUCCACCUCCUGGAGCGAUGGGACCGAUGGGAUUUGGUCCAGGGAUGGAUGAGAUGGGAGGAGGAGGUCCUCUGGGGAUGAUGAUGGGGCCCCCUAUUCCGUUUGGAGGGAUUCCGCCACCUCCUCCAGGGAUGAUGGGGAUGCCUCCACCUCCGCCUGGGAUGAUGGGAGCUGGAGGAGGAGGAGGAGGAAAUGGGAACAAUGGUCGACGACCCAUGAUUGAAGAGUAG